GGUAUGCCUUGCAGUAAGAUGACAGGUACCUAGGAAUAUCGGCGCCUAUCGAUAAGGCCGAUGCCAGCCCCUGCUUUAUCGCAUAGAGGUACCUAACCUACCUACCUAAGGUACCUACCCUAUGUACCUAGGCAGGCACGUACCUCCCUCCGUGUGUACGCGUAGGCACAGCGACAACCGCCAGGUCAAGUCAGCCGGACCUUGGAGCAGAGCGCGGUAAAGACGUCAAGAGAACUGAUAGCGGCGGGACAGCCUUCACGCGACCACCCCUGAGAUAGCACCUCCAAGAAUGGACUCCCAGCAUCGCGGCCCUCGGCCUAUGCGGCUCCUAGGAACGCCUUUUUCCUACGUCUCGCGAGCAUUAAUCGCAUCCUCGUAUCCUCUUCGCGGCAUCUACUACUUCCUACGUCGCCCGGCUUACUAUCCUCUAUUUGUCGGCCGGCUACUUCCCCUGUCCGUCAUCUCGUUCCUGGUCUAUACGAUCCUCUUCACAUUCACCUUCCUGCCUCAAUAUGCCUUCCUAGCCAUCUUCCACGGCUGGGGCGCGUGGGUCAACGCGGUGGUGCUAGUCCUCGGCGAGGGCCUGGUCAUCAUCCAGGGCCUGUUCGAGGGUUUCUUCGUCGACGAAUGUCGGGUCGAUGUCUUCGAUGCGACGCUCCUCGACAACGGUCUAGAGAGCCUCGUUGCGCCGCACCGAAUCCUCUUCCUCCAAGCGCCAACCUCCGUCAAGAAGCUCGGCAAGCCGACGACCCCGGCCGUCUACCAGCCGUGGAGCCUGAUCCAGAUCGUCGAGCUGGUCGUAUUCCUACCGCUCAACCUCGUCCCUUACGUCGGUAUGCCGGCAUUCGUCAUCAUCACCGGCGCCCGCCUGGGGACCUUUUCGCAGUAUCGAUGGUUCGCGCUGAGGGGCAUGACGAAGAAGGAACAGAAGAGGGAGGUCCGGAGCAGGAUGUGGGAGUACACUUGGUUCGGCACCGUUGCGAUGCUGCUCCAGCUGAUCCCCGUUUUGUCCUUCUUCUUCCUCCUGACUUCGACGACAGGCGCGGCGCUCUGGACGGCCAAGCUUCAGCAGCAGCAGCAGCAGCAGCAGCAGCACCAGGCGAGGGCGGUACAUGCUUCUGGCCCAGCCCCCACUCCCGCGCCGACUCCGGCGGCUCCACGAGAGCAUGGCCCCGAUGAACCUCCUCCACCAUACGUGGACAGUCCUAUGUGAUCCCGGGUGGUUAGAAGUUGAAUUCAUGUGUUGACUUCCCUCUGUCGGGACACGCCUUAGUUGGUGAAGGUUACAUAUUAAUGCAAUACCUACCUAAAUGAAGUGCCACCACGGACUUCCCCGUUGAGGACGAGGGAGAGCAGGCAUACUUGCCCGCAUACAGACUGUCAACAGUAGCCGAUGCAU
This is a messenger RNA of Durotheca rogersii, 1399 nucleotides long. RefSeq lists its product as uncharacterized. Gene Ontology annotation, cellular component: ascospore wall; lipid droplet; prospore membrane. NCBI's taxonomy places the organism in Eukaryota, Fungi, Ascomycota, Sordariomycetes, Xylariales, Xylariaceae. The transcript is spliced from 2 exons. The coding region runs from base 290 to 1213 and encodes 307 amino acids. The record is from RefSeq and is a predicted model, not a curated record.